AUGGCAUCCGGGCCGCUAUCGUUGAACGUGAUUUUGAGGCAGAAGUUGAAGGAGCCUUCAAACCAGUCAACAACUUUAGCUUCCCGUCCUGGCCGCGAACAGGCGACAAAUGCAGCAGUUUCAUCAGUUGCGUCGAGAACGCGCUCCUUCCACUCCGACGACUUCGACAUCGAACGGGUCACACCUCUCUUGAAAGCAGUAAUCAAUAACGAAUCCGACGAUAUCAUCUGGGACAAAGCAUACGCCGCUGUAACUGAAUCCACACCGCCUCGACCACUGCCAUUCCUGAAUCAAACCCCUUGGUCCAACGCUACAAGCAGUAUUGUCAACUCCUCGGAACACAGGAAAUAUGCGAAUGAGGCUUUGAAGGAAGAACUAGGAUCGUCGCUCUAUAUUGGGGUGCCUGGGUUUGUCGACGCUUUUUUUGGAGGUAUGGCAGAGCUGGACUCGAUAUCCAAGGCAGUGUUUGCAAAGUGCCAGCAGGGAGGUAAUCCGCUUUUCACAGAGGGGCGCGGCUGGCGUGACUGGCCAAACGAAGCAAAAGAGCCUGACGUCUUGACGUGGUUCGACAGCAGAGCGGAAGCUGGAGAGGUCUUCGUCACUCAGGACACUCGCCGCUUCGUACUGGGCUUCACGCUCUGCGGGUCCGUCAUGCGACUCUGGGAGUUCGACCGGCUGGGCGGAAUCGCAUCCUCACCUUUCGACGUCAACCAGGACGGCUUACAGUUCGUGUCCGCGGUACUAGGAUAUCUCUUGAUGGAAAGAACACAGCUGGGAUUCGACCCCACGAUACUGGAGGCAGACGGAGAACGUUACAUAGAAAUCAUGCGCGAUGGACGAAAAGAGCGACUUGUACUUGACAAAGUGAUGAAACGGGUAGAUUGUGUUGCCGGCAGAGCGACAACCUGCUGGAAAGCCCAUCGCGCUGACGAUGAUGCAAAGGCGCCUCUGGUCAUAAAGGACUCAUGGCAGUAUCCGGAACGGGAAGAAGAAAGGGACCUGUUACAAGAAGCAACAGAGAAGGGAGUGGUCAAUGUUGCGAGACAUUAUUGCCAUGAGACGGUUCACGUAGCUGGCCAGCGUGACGACGACCAAAACAACGUACGGAAGGCUUUGGAUAUUUCGAAAGCGACUAAUUAUUUUGUUCAACGUAAAAAAGCAGACAGCUCGAUGUUGCCUCCCAAACCAUUUAGCAAAGACGAUGCCAUCCGAAGGGGCCGAUCAAGUGCGGAUACUAUCCACAGAAAGAGAUCAUCUAGCUCACUCAACGCACCCCUGCCACCUGCGAAACGCACUUAUUCGAGCUCUCCAACAAAACGAGAGCACAUUAUUGAUACGCAUAACCGGAUUCGCCGUCGUGUCAUCGUCUGCGACUAUGGCACACCAAUAUACAAGGCACGCUCUGUCGUCGCCAUGCUUGCUGCGCUAGCUAGUUGCAUUGAAGGGCACGAGUCUUUGUACACAAAGGCAGGGAUGCUUUAG
Messenger RNA from Pseudogymnoascus verrucosus, 1482 nucleotides. RefSeq lists its product as uncharacterized. The transcript is spliced from 3 exons. The coding region runs from base 1 to 1482 and encodes 493 amino acids. The record is from RefSeq and is a predicted model, not a curated record. Lineage: Eukaryota; Fungi; Ascomycota; Leotiomycetes; Thelebolales; Thelebolaceae.